Molecule: messenger RNA, 4396 nt
Organism: Rhagoletis pomonella (apple maggot)
Lineage: Eukaryota; Metazoa; Arthropoda; Insecta; Diptera; Tephritidae
Gene: rb
Product: AP-3 complex subunit beta-2
Exons: 6
Coding region: 271-3897 (1208 amino acids)
Biological process (GO): vesicle-mediated transport; intracellular protein transport
Cellular component (GO): AP-3 adaptor complex; membrane coat
Source: RefSeq, a predicted model, not a curated record
CCAGGAAACGUCAUCAAAUUUGCAGCGAAGGAAAAGUGCGAAAGUGUGAAUUCUUUGAAAAAUAUUUAGUUUUUCAGGCAGAUUAACUGCAAAAUCAAAAGUAAAUGGUAGAAAGUGUUCGUGUUCGCGCCCGUAACUUAAAUCCUAAAAUAAUACUGACGCCGGUUCAACAAAAACUCAGUUUUCCCAACUUUUUGCUACUAUCGCCAUACGCCCCCAAAAGAUUGGUAAAUCUUUAUACAGCAUUUGUCCAUUGUCACAGCGCUGUGAAUGAUCUCUUCCGCCUCACCAGUUGGUCUGUUCGGAAGCGUUUACAACAGCCGAAGCAGCAGUAGCAUCAAUAACAUGCAACAACAAUCCAGCGCCUCCGGCAGCAGCCCAUUUGCCGCCUAUUCAUCCUCUUCAUCCAGCCCACAAAUGGGCUUAGAUGUUGAAUUCGGUGCUGAUCCUGCGAGCGGCGCAUUCUUUCAAAGUGAAGGACGUAAACAUGAUGACCUCAAACAGAUGUUGGACAGCAAUAAAGACGGACUGAAGUUAGAAGCCAUGAAACGCAUCAUCGGCAUGAUAGCGCGUGGUCGUGAUGCAAGCGAUUUAUUUCCAGCUGUUGUGAAAAAUGUGGUUUCCAAAAAUAUUGAAGUAAAAAAAUUGGUAUACGUAUAUUUAGUGCGCUAUGCUGAAGAGCAGCAAGACUUGGCCUUGCUCUCAAUAUCGACAUUCCAACGCGCAUUAAAAGAUCCAAACCAAUUGAUACGUGCCUCAGCUUUGCGUGUACUUUCGUCCAUACGUGUCAGCAUGAUUGUACCCAUUGUUAUGUUAGCUAUACGUGACAGCGCUAUGGAUAUGAGUCCAUAUGUACGUAAGACAGCGGCACAUGCCAUACCGAAAUUGUAUUCGCUGGAUCCAGAGCAGAAAGAUGAAUUAGUGACGGUUAUUGAAAAGUUACUGUCCGAUCGCACAACGCUCGUGGUUGGUUCUGCGGUAAUGGCGUUUGAUGAGGUCUGCCCGGAGCGUGUGGAUCUAAUACACAAAAAUUACCGUAAGCUCUGUAACCUGCUGGUUGAUGUUGAUGAAUGGGGUCAGGUUAUAAUUAUCAAUAUGUUGACACGCUACGCUCGCACCCAAUUCGUCGAUCCCAACGUUGACGAGCCAGUCGACGACAAUGGAAAGCAGAACCAAGAUGGUGGCGCCGCUGGGGAAAAUUUCUACGAAGAAUUGUCAAGUGGUGAGUCCUCCGAAGGCAGUGGUAAAGAAAAACGACAGAAAAACAAACGAAAAAACAAGUCUGACGCAACGAAAGAGCGCACAUUUUCAUCAUCCUCAUCGUAUCAUGUGGAUUUAGACCAUCGUCUGCUCUUGCGUCAAACAAAGCCGUUGUUGCAGUCGCGCAACGCUUCGGUGGUCAUGGCUGUGGCACAGCUAUAUCAUCACGUGGCGCCGCGCAACGAAGUGCAAGUAAUCGCUAAAGCGCUAAUACGCUUGCUGCGCUCGCAUAAGGAGGUACAAAGUGUUGUGCUCACAUGCAUUGCAUCGAUGUCGACCAAACGCAAAGCCAUUUUCGAACCACACAUCAAGUCGUUUUUUGUACGCACUAGCGAUCCCACGCACAUCAAGCUACUUAAACUGGAUAUACUAACGAAUCUUGCAUCAGGGUCAACUAUUGCGCUGAUUUUACGAGAAUUCCAAACAUACAUUUCCAGUAGCGAUCGGUCGUUCGUGGCAGCCACAAUACAGGCGAUUGGACGUUGUGCUGCCUCCAUAAAGGAAGUGACCGAAACUUGUCUCGGCGGGUUGGUACACUUGCUAUCAAAUCGUGAUGAACACGUCGUCGCAGAGAGUGUGGUAGUAAUAAAGAAUUUACUGCAGUCCAAGUCCGCCGAGCACUACGAAAUCAUCUCACAGAUGGCAAAGUUGAUUGAUUAUAUAACCAUACCAGCUGCACGCGCUUCAAUUUUAUGGCUCAUUGGUGAAUACAAUGAAAAAGUGCCGAAGAUAGCGCCCGAUGUGCUGCGCAAAAUGUCCAAAACCUUUGUGGAUGAGGAGGAUGCCGUUAAGCUGCAAAUUCUCAAUCUCGGCGUAAAGCUUUUCCUCACUAAUCCUCAACAGACUUCGCUACUCAGCCAGUAUGUAUUCACUUUAGCUCGCUACGAUUCCAACUACGAUGUGCGCGAUCGCGCACGCUUUUUGCGUCAAUUCAUUUUCCCAUCCAAUGGGAAAACCACUGUACUCUCGGAAAAUGCGCGCAAGAUCUUUCUCUCCGCGAAACCUAAGCCGGCGCUGGAGAGCAAGUAUUGCGAGCGCGAUCAUUUCCAACUCGGCUCGCUUUCCCAUUAUUUGAAUAUGCGCGCCACAGGCUAUAAAGAUUUGCCGCCAUUCCCCACUGAGGCGACCGAUACUUCUGUGCGUAACAUCGAAGGCUAUAUGCACGAGACCACUGCUGCCACUGCAAGCACUAGCGGCGCGGCAGCAAGCGGUGUAGCCACACGUACGCCACAGAAGCAAGGCGAUAAGAGCGCGCAUACAACUAAUGACAAGAAUUUCUUCUCGGAGUCGGAAAAGUCUUCCGCUUACUCAGAGUCUGGCUCCAGCAGUAGCUCUUCGUCCUCAUCAUCGAGUGAUGGUGAAUCCUCUGAAUCAGAAAAGGGGCAAGUGAAUGAUGUGGCUGCUGCAAAUCCCAAAAUACAGUCAACAGGUAGUGAGCCUAAGUCUGAUACUACCACUGUACUGGUAAAUAAGACAGCCAGCAAUGGCAAUAAUAAUGUGCACCUGAAUGUCAACAAUAACGGCGAUAAUGACUUGGGUACUUCCGAUAGCGAAUCUUCAUCGUAUGGCUCGUCUGAAAGCAGCACAGGUAGUGGCUCGGAAUCUGAAGAUGGUUCAGAAAGUUCCGAGUCGGAGACGGAGAGCGAAAAGCAUCGCAAAUUUCAGCGUGUCAAAGAGAAGGCCAAGGAAACGAAAGCUAAAGAGAAGGAAAAGAAUGCGGUUGUGGACGAAGCAGCCGCAGCAGCAGCAGCACCGGUGAAAAGCAACCUGGAUCUGCUGCUAGACUUGGACGACAUACCGCCUGUUGGGCCGGUAAUGACACCAUCGCUCGGCGGUUUCCUAACGCCUGCUACACCCUUAGGCGGCGCUGUUGGCCUGCUACCCGUCAGCGCUGCCAACCGCAUCGAACUCGUCGGCCCCUCACACAUCGAAUUCAAGCAUCGCGAACUGCUUAACAAACUCUCUGGACACGGACUUCAAGUGAGCUACCGCUUUACACGCGGGCCACAUUUAUAUUCUUCCGCCAUGGUCUCCAUCGAACUGCAAUUUAUUAAUCUCUCUAGCACUGAAAUAACCAAUAUUCAUCUUAGCCAACAAACGCUGCCAGCCGGCAUGAAUCUCAAUGAAUUUGCACCUCUGCAGUGCUUGCAACCGCAACAAAUGGGCACUGGUGUGCUCGGCAUAGACUUCAAUGACUCCAUACAUGCCGUUGAGUUGGAAAUCACCAGCAGCGCCGGCAAGUCACGUGUCACACUCAAGCCACCGGUCGGUGAGCUAGUGCGCUCAGUGCAAAUUGGCGAGUCAUACUUCAAGGAAGAGCGCACCAAGUUGCGUGGCAUGAAUGAACAUCAGAGUCGCUUGCAGCUGCGACGGGAUGCAGUCGAUGUGGCAGCAUUGAAGAAACGCAUAUUCGAAUGCAUUAAUGUGGCGCCUAUUGCGACGAGUGAGGGCAAUAAUGAGCUGCUUUACUUUGCGGGCCAAACUAUGAACUCGAGAAGUCUGGUGUUAAUUACUUUGGACUGGCAGACAUCACAGGGCGAGCAGUUGGCUUUGAUGGUGAACUGUGAGAAAAUGGUGAUUGGCUCGAUGGUGUUGAAUGAGUUGCGCAAUGCGCUCAGCUUGGCUUUUCAGUGUUAGGAUUGGGAUGACCCGAAGGGAAACACUAAACUGAAACGAAAGUUUUUUUUUAUGAUUUGUAUUUUAAGAAAAAGUUUAAUGAACAAAUUUGCUAUCAAAAACCAAACUCUUUUUCGGCUCCUUAUCGUCUAGCAUGCGCUCCAAAUUUUCGACGAAAUUGCUGAGCAAAAAAUAUUAAAUUAUAGCAUAAAAUGAUAAACCCUUUUUAUUUACGAUGGCUUAUUUCGGACGCGCCGAUUGAAGUAUACUUAAAAUUUGAAACUUUAAAAUAAGAGCAAACGUUUAAUUUACGACUAUUUUUUAGUGUUUAGGCUAUAAAAUUUUAAACAGAACUCUCAACGAAAACUUGCAUCUUGAUUUGCAAAAAGGGUAUGAAAAUCAAGCGCAGUUUUGAAAAGUACUUAAGAAAAAAUAUAUAUUUUUAUUUUUUGAUCGAUAUUUUCCUUAUUUUUUUGCAGCGAAAACAAUUGCUGAUUAAGAGUGAAAUAAAUGAAAUAAA